Girardinichthys multiradiatus is the source of this 2412-nucleotide messenger RNA. RefSeq names its product dopamine beta-hydroxylase (dopamine beta-monooxygenase) (gene dbh). The transcript has 12 exons. The coding region runs from base 391 to 2235 and encodes 614 amino acids. The record is from RefSeq and is a predicted model, not a curated record. Gene Ontology annotation, molecular function: dopamine beta-monooxygenase activity; copper ion binding. Gene Ontology annotation, biological process: dopamine catabolic process; norepinephrine biosynthetic process; octopamine biosynthetic process. Gene Ontology annotation, cellular component: secretory granule membrane. Lineage: Eukaryota; Metazoa; Chordata; Actinopteri; Cyprinodontiformes; Goodeidae.
CACAUAGCAGCUGUUCAGAGGAAAAAGGGGACACCAACAAGGCUUAACACCUGAUAAAUUGAAAAAAAAAAAAAAAACUUACAAAAUUACAGAUAUUUUAAAGAAGGUCAAACUUUUUCUAACAUUAGAGACUGAGACGACAGAACACGAGGACAGAAAUGGGGUCUACUUAGGCCUGGACUUAAACAAGACAAAUGUGAGCGUAUUAGUGUGGGGAAUUACAUCUUCAGCUAAAGUUACAGAGUUUUUAAGGCAGGACUGGAGAAAAACGUCCCUCGCAGUUUGUUUUUUGGCUUAAACUUCAGUUCAUCUGUGGCAAGAGAGACUAAGUAAGGAAAAGAACAGAACAAACAUUUUGAAACGAAAACUUGAAAGCAUCUUUCCACCACAAUGAGGAUCUUUAACAAAGACCUCCGCCUUCAGGACAUCACCAUCAUGUAUUUCACUGGCCUGGCUGCCCUAAUGGUCAUACUUGUGGCUUCGUAUCAGGCGCCCUCCAACGCCGUCGACGUGUCUAGCCUGAAGCCGAGCCCAUCCAGUCCUCUGCCGCCUCUCUCCAUGCCUUUCCGUAUGCCCCUAGAUCCCCGUGGGGACCUCCAGCUGGCCUGGAACAUCAGUUAUUCCAGCCAGGAGGUUUACAUACAGCUUAGGGUUGCAGACCUCAGACACGGGGUGAUUCUUGGGAUGUCUGACCGUGGUGAGCUCACCAAUGCAGACCUGGUUGUGCUGUGGGACACUGGAACAAAGAGCUACUUUGGGGAUGCAUGGAGCAACAGCGAAGGCCAUGUGUCACUGGACAGCCAGCAAGACUAUGAGCUGAUUGAAGCUAAAAAGAAAGAGGAUGGAUUUUACCUGCUCUUCAAAAGACCAUUUAGUACCUGUGAUCCUAGAGACUACGUCAUAGAGGAAGGAACUGUGCACAUCAUCUACGGCUUGUUGGAUCAGCCGAUUGCCUCUCUUGAAGAUCUGAACCUAUUCAGGAUCCAUACAGGGGUGCAGAGAGUGUUAAUGCUACGCCCAGACAUGCCAUCACCCACUCUGCCUCCAGACGUACAGACGUUGGAUGUUCUUGCUCCAAAUAUCAUAAUACCAAACCAAGAAACUACCUACUGGUGCUUUAUACAGAAGCUGCCUGAUGAUAUGCCCAAGAACCACAUUGUCAUGUAUGAGUCCAGGAUUACUCCAGGUAACGAGGCCAUCGUGCAUCACAUUGAAGUGUUUGAGUGUGCAACGGAUCUCCGAGACGUACCGCAGUACAGUGGCUCCUGUGAUGAUAAGAUGAAGCCCAAAAAGCUCAACUUCUGCCGCCAUGUGCUGGCUGCGUGGGCUAUGGGGGCUGAGGCUUUUUACUAUCCCCCUGAUGCAGGCCUGGCCAUAGGUGGACCUGGCUCCUCAAGGUUCCUUCGUCUGGAAGUCCAUUACCACAACCCUCUCAUUAUAACUGGCAGACAUGAUUCAUCUGGGAUACGACUGCAUUACACUCCCAGCCUGAGGCGGUAUGAUGCAGGGAUCAUGGAGCUGGGCCUGGUUUACACUCCUGUCAUGGCAAUCCCUCCGAAGCAGCAUACCUUCUAUCUCACUGGGUAUUGCACAUCCAGGUGCACCCAGACUGCUUUGCCUCAAGGCGGUAUCUAUGUAUUUGCAUCCCAGCUGCACACCCACCUGGCAGGCCGUGGCGUCAAAACUGUUUUGGUGAGGGGAGGGAAAGAGCUGGAAGUGUUACAGGAUGAUCAGCACUUCAGCACAGAGUACCAGACAAUCCGAGUUCUGAGGAAAAUGAUAAAUAUUUUACCAGGUGACGUCCUUAUAACAAAGUGUACUUACAACACAGAGGACAGGAGCAAGCCUACAGUGGGAGGUUUUGGCAUCAUGGAAGAGAUGUGCGUUAACUAUAUUCAUUACUACCCUCGGACUCAACUGGAGCUCUGCAAGAGUCACGUUGACCCAGGGUACCUGCAGAAAUAUUUUAACUUCAUUAACAGGUUCCAUGGAAAUGACCAGUGUGUGUGUGCCGAUGUUGGUGUGACAGAGCAGUACUCUCGGGUGCACUGGGAUGAUUUUGCUGGAGAAGUGCUGGAUUCUCUUUAUAAUACAGCUCCUAUCUCAAUGCACUGCAAUCAGUCAACUGCACGCCUCUUUCCUGGUGAAUGGGAGAAACAGCCGUUACCGGAAGUGACCUCUAUCCUACCAAAACAUCGUUAUCCCUGCGAAGGAGGUGCAGAGUCUUACAGCUGAGCCGGCACAUCUCCAGUCUGAGCAGAGACAUCAUAAGUAGUUUAGGACAAGAAGAGGUCAUUGGACCAGUGGGAGACUAAAGAGGCCUCCGUGAUGUGUUUCGAUUUAGUUUAUCAUCUCUAUAUUAGCUGCCUAAUAGCAUCAACUGCUUACUGUAAUUAUAUGCCUUUACAAACA